AGAGUGGCAUCAAGCUCGAACAGCACGAGGAGGAGUUCCUGCUCAACGAAUCGGAGGACUGGGUCGCCAAACAGCUCGCGGCCAAGGAGAAGGAAGCCGCUCAGCGUCAGUCGAAAAAAUCGGAAACCCCAGCGACCGCUUCCACUGCGACGCCAACCGUUGUGUCCGCCCCUAGGGAAGAUGCGGCCCCGACACAGCCGAGAAAACCCGUCGAACGGAUGCCACAGACGCAGCAGAAGAAGCAGCAGCAGCAGCAGCCAAAGCAGGAAUCACAUCCCCAACCGGAAGUCAAGAAAGAAACUAUUAAACAGGAAACAGUACAACCAGUAAAGGAAGUUCCUCGGCAGGAAUCCAAAGCGAUCGUGAAAGACGAACCACCUUCCAGCCAGGAAACAAUCUUGCCAGCCUCGACAGAGUCUGAAUCCGGCAGGGACACUACAACGGACAUAUCUUCCGUUUCGGGUUCAUCUUUGGUUCCAGAGUCGGCCUCAGGAACCUCGCUCUUCACGGAAACUUCCGUGUCGCAAACAGAUUUGAAUGCUUCAUCUGCUCGGGAUACGGCACAGACGGAGGAAGAAACAGAUGCCGUUUCUUCACAAGCCUCUACACAAUCGGACGUCAGGGAUUCAAAAGAUGAGAAAACCAAAUCAUCCAGUCAACUGUGCGAUACCACUUCCACCGAGGAUGUGCUGGAUUUACACGUCACUAAGCAGGAUCGUGAUCAGGAUUUCUCCUACGAUACCGAUGAAUCAACAGAGAAGCGAGACUGGAAGCACGAAACCAGCAGCAAAAACUCCACUGCGUCGCAUCACCAACCGCAGCAGUCCCAUCGGCCACAUUCGGGCAGGCCUAAUAAUUUCAAACAUUCCGGCGAUUCCGGUGGAUCAUCCUCUGGAGAUCAACAUUUUCCGCCUCCUGGAAUGCUUCCACAUCCAGGCGGUCCCGGAGGACCAGGUUUCGGCCCAGGGCCAUUCCGUGGCGGCAUGAGGCCUCGCUUUCCACCGCGUCCAGGUUUUCCCGGCGAUAUGAACAACUUCCGCAACAACCGGAUGAACUUUCCCAUGGGAGGGCGGCCACCAUUCCCGCCACGGGGACCUCCUUUCGAUCCCAUGAUGCGGCCUGGAAUGAUGCGUCCCGGUGAUCGCCCGCCGUUCGAUCCAAUGCGUGGAGGACCUCGAAUGGGUCCCGGAGGGCCAAUGUAUCGGCCGGGUGGCCCUGGUGCUCCGCCACCCGGAGGACCUCCUUUCGGCCCAAUGGUUGGACCUGGCAGAGGACCCGAAAUGCCUCCCCUGAGUGGUCCCCCUGGUCCGCUCGGCGCGUUGCAGCCACAUCCACCUCCACUGCUUGGCUUCGAUACACCCACUUUGGGGGCAGUUCCUGCCGUUCCGGUAAUAGCCGCCACACCUGUCCUUCCCAGAAAGGUGUUGAUUAAUCCGAAUUUCAAGGGAGGCGUUGAAGCUGCCACAAAUCAACUGAUGCGCGAUGCGCUCAGCAGCCAACAGUUCCUGGCCAACAUCAACAGCCGGCCGGUCAGCGACGAGGAACUACUCCGCCAGCAGGAAGAGUUCAUUAACAAAAACCGCAUCGAGGUGGAGAAACGCCGCUUCGAGCGGUCACCAUCGCGCGAAAGGGAGCGAGAGCGCGAUCGCGAUCGUGACCGAGAUCGCGAACGGGACCGUGACCGGGAGCGGGAUCGUGAUCGGGAACGGGAUCGCGACCGGGGGGAGCGCGAUCGGGAACGGGGUCGCUCGCGGGACAGGGAUCGCGAUCGCGACAGGGAACAUCGCGAUCGGUCACCACGGGAACGAUCGAGGUCACCGCGGCGUCAUCGCGGCGGCAGUCGGGACCGGGAUACGAACCGGCCACCCAGGAGGAACUUCCCUUCGCGGCGUCACGGCAGCCGCGAUCGGGAUGACGACAGUCGGUACCCGAAGAGGCGAAAGAGCGGCGACUAUGGCGAUGGUCUACGGAACAAUAGUGAUAGAAAGGAUGACGAUGAAGAUCCGGAAACCAGAGCAUAUCGGAUGGAAAUUGAGAAGCAGAAAGCUGCUCGCGAGAAGAUACUUCGCGAUAAGGAGAUGCGUCGGAAACAGGCGGCGGAGGAGAAUAAGAAGCCGAGACCUUCGGACCGCAAAUCCGAGGAACCUCCCGCCAAGUAUACUCCCAUCGUAGUCACCGAAAAGAAGAUCAUCUCGCUCAAAAAGAAAUCCGAAUCCGAUAGCAAGCCUCCAUCGUCGGAUCGCCACUCAUCCUCCAAUCAUGGAACGUCAUCAUCAUCGGCGUCAUCGCGUAAGCCCGCCGAUUCGCCCAAGAAGGCACCCACCACAGGUGGCACAUCGUCGGAUAACGAUACCUCGAAGAAGACGACCGCUCACGAUGACCUGUUGUUAUCCCACGAGCUGUCGCUGUCCCCCAGCUCGCCAAAACGCAAAGUGAUCGACAAUCGCGAUGAGCUGGAUCUCUUCCUGGACGCGUACGAAGAGGAGCUUCUGAACGAGUCCACAUCGUCACCCCCGAAGGAGAAACCACCCCCGCUGGUCAGCAGCAACCGAGAAGUUCGCGAUGGAGGACGCGACAGUCGGGAUAGCGGCCGCGAUAACCGUGACAGCGGUCGGGAUAGCCGUGACCAUCGGAGUGGUUUCGGUUCCGGAAACAGGCGUAUCGUGAUGAAACCCGGUUCCGGAUCGGAUUCGCGCCAGAGCGAAAAGGACAAAGCUGCGCCUCCGGCGAAAAAGUCCAGAGUAUUUGAUAGACUAGAUAAGCGAAUAGGGGUCAAUGAUGCGGAUAAGCGCAAACUGCAAAGGUUAGUCAAGGACAAUUGAGACAGCAGGGAUUCAGAUAUUAACUUUCUCUUGCGUGCAUGUGUGGUGAGAGUCUGGAUUGUUUGUACCCCUAGAUCAUUUUUUGUGUAUCCUUGUGUUUGUUCUUUGAUGUAACUGAUUGUACAGUCAAGAGCGAGCUGUAGAGUAUGUUACGUCCUAGGUUUAGGAUUUUACUCCCACAAUAUUACAGCAGCCUACUUUGUUACAAAGCCGUUUUCGUUCGUGUAACAAAACAAAGUCAAUGCCAUCUCUCCAAUAUCUAAGUAGGCUUAAUCGCCUUUCGUUCUAUUAACAUGAACUACCAAAACCAAGGUUCAAAAAGAGUAUCGAAAGAAAAGCUUGACACUAAAUCCACACACGCUUAGCUUUCCCUUAAACUGCUAUUUCUAAUAACCAUUUACCCGUAAGUAAGUCUAUUGUGUAAUGACAAAAGUUGAGCAAAAACUGUGAAAGUUAGUCCGUAGGCAUUAACAAAUUUUCAAUUAAGCGUAAAAACCUACAAAACCCUCACCAAGAGAGGUAAACCAUCAUGCCGACAAAGUUUAGUAACAGCUACUAAGUGAGAAAAGUACAUAAACGAUUGCGCAUACCAACCUUCAAAACGAC
Molecule: messenger RNA, 3428 nt
Organism: Aedes albopictus (Asian tiger mosquito)
Lineage: Eukaryota; Metazoa; Arthropoda; Insecta; Diptera; Culicidae
Product: protein PRRC2A
Source: RefSeq, a predicted model, not a curated record